AUGCCGAAACAAUCUAAUCGUGAUUAUUCUAAGUUGUAUAUAGAAGCUGCAAAGGAAUUAUACAAAGGACGCGAUGUCGAUGAAGUUAUUGUUGAAUAUUCAAGAAAAGCACCUCUAUGUGAAACACCAGCUGACCAAAUAAAACUUAUUAAAGCUGUUGAAAAUUUAGAAAGAAAAAAAUUUGCCAAAAAAAAUCCAAAUUUAUUCGAAUUGAAUCGACAAUUACAACAAUAUAAACGUUAUGUACGAACAUUGCGAUUUGAAAAUCAACGAUUUAGGAGAAAGUAUUAUUCAUUAAAAUCUUUGGUAAGAAAUAAAACCAAUGUUACGAUUGGGUCAUCAUGUGAAGAUAUUGAUGUUUCAGAUUCUGAAACAGAUUGUGAUGAUAAUAGUAGUCAUGGGAGAUAG
Molecule: messenger RNA, 408 nt
Organism: Paraglomus brasilianum
Lineage: Eukaryota; Fungi; Glomeromycota; Glomeromycetes; Paraglomerales; Paraglomeraceae
Source: the annotation of a GenBank genome assembly